Molecule: messenger RNA, 10192 nt
Organism: Chilo suppressalis (striped riceborer)
Lineage: Eukaryota; Metazoa; Arthropoda; Insecta; Lepidoptera; Crambidae
Source: the annotation of a GenBank genome assembly
GGGAGGAAUAUGCGCACAAAUGCAGUCAAACAUACUUUCGCAAAAAACGAAAUAGUAAUAACGACACACACAUAAAAAUGACAACAUUAAAUCAUGCAUAGAUGGAACUUAGGAUUUUUUAUUGACAGAUCUGAAAUUUGUACUAACGAGUCGAUUGUUUUGUUAAACAAAUCCUAAGAUUGAAUAAUUCUAUAAAAUAAUAUUUAUAUUCUGUGUUAUUUAAAUGUCGUUACGUGACUUGGCCCACCAGCGAGAGAAACUCGAUAGAGGGGAACGCUGUGAAUGCCUACUCGCCUCCUGGUCGCAUCGGCCGUGUUGCUACAUGAUUAUAUUAUAUAAAAAUAUAUAACUCAUAAUUACAGUGCGAUGUAAAUGCUUCAAUUAAAUGUGAUUUUGGAGUUCACGUCCCGGAUAAUAAUUUUGCUCGAUUUGUAUUUGGGAAUCAAAGUAAUUAGUCAAGUCUAGUCAAGGCAAUUAAUUACAUCACUAUAAAUGUCACUUGGGUUCACCGAACUACCAAUCACAGCAGAGCCAAUUCCGAUUUAUUUAGGACGGCUAUUGCUGUCACUUUUUAAGUAUGAGUGAGAGUUACACGGGGUUUUUGUGUUUUCCCUAUUAUUAUUUAUAUUUUCUAACCAUAUCAGCGUGAAUAAUGUCUUAGUUUUACAUAAAACAUGUGGUGUCUGUGAAAUCGUUAUUUCUUACAUAAAAUGUUUAGAUACACCUCCCUCAGGGUGCUAUGCUGCCUGUGUAAAUAAAAUAAUGAGUGUAUCAAAAAGACUGUAAUAAUGUUAUUAUUCCAAAUAAGACUGUCUAAAUAAAUUUUAGGUUGCGUGCAAGUCUUAAGACAAAUAGAGCAAUGAGAUUCCAUCGAAGGUGUGGUGACAGAGUCACGUUAUUAAACGACAAUUUAACUGCAGUACGAAAUUUUGUAGAAUUUAAUCAUGGUUUGAUCUUAAGCGCAGAACCUCUUAAAGACGAUAUAUUAUUUGAAAUAUGUAUAGAUAGAAAGGUAAAUGUUUGGAAUGGAUCUCUUGAAAUUGGAGUCACAACAUUGGAUCCUGAAUAUAUGGAGCUUCCAGCUACUGCAACAAAGCUUCGUAACACUGCCUGGAUUAUGUCUGGAAGCUCUAUUGUAAAAGAUGGUGUUACUGUCAUAAAUUCUUAUGGCCCAGAACUUGAUACACUCCGAGAGGGAGAUUGCUUGGGUGUAAUGCGCACUAGUAAGGCAGAGUUAAUGUUCUACAUAAAUGGUAGGUGCAUUGGUCUGGCUGCUAAAGAUCUACCAACAAGAGUUUUUGCUGUAAUAGAUCUGUAUGGUCAAUGUGUUCAAGUUUCCAUCACUCACACCAAUGGAAUGAGGCCUAUCAUGGAGAGCAGCUUAGAUCAGAUUGAGGAGGAUCCUAAUAAUGACAAUACAUUGACAUCAAGUGAGCUGGAUGUGGCAUGUGCACUUCCAGAGUCCAUGACUAAAGAUUCGCAGAGUGUAUACAUUCCAAUGACGUCGGAAGGUGCAUGUGCACUUGCACAAGAUCGUCUUCGUUUUCAUCCACGGUGUGGUAUUCUAGUUAAACUGUCAAACAACAAUAAAUCUGCUGAAAGAGCAAGGCCGUUGGAUGAUUACAACAAUGGUGUAGUAAUGACUCAUCGACCAUUGGCCGACAACGAGUUGUUUGAAAUACGUAUAGAUAGGCUGGUAGACAAGUGGAGUGGGAGCAUAGAGGUGGGUGUAACAACACACAAUCCAGCAACAAUCAGAUUCCCAUCGACAAUGACGAACAUGGACACAGGAACUAUUAUGAUGUCCGGUUGCAAGGUGCUUCUUAAUGGGCAUGGCACUUGCAUGGAGUAUGGAAAUUUCAAUCUGGACGAAUUGAGGGAGGGUGAUACAGUGGGGAUGAUGAGGAAAAGUAAUGGAAAACUACAUUACUUCAUAAACGGUGUCGAUCAGGGCGUGGCUACGGACAAAGUGGAGCCGCAAGUAUGGGGGGUCGUCGAUUUGUACGGAAUGACGGUGAAGGUUUCUAUCGUCGACCCCUGUGAAGAUGUAGAUAGCAAUAUAAACCCACCGUCGGUACUUCCAACUCCGUACCAACUUCCAAACUUGUGUCGAUUAAGAACAACUUUAGACGAACAUACUCUUUUAUUUCAUACGCUGCGUGAUUCGAAUGUUAUUAUUAUUAACGAUGGUAAGACUGCUCAUAGGCCUAAUGCUUUCGAAUACUUCAACAACGGAAUAGUGAUGACCAAUAGGACACUAAGAACCGGGGAGCUAUUCCAAGUUAGGCUUGAUCUAGUCAUACCAAAGUGGGCCGGAAGCAUUGAAAUUGGGGUCACGCAGCAUUCUUCAAACGACAUCAAGUUUCCAUUCAAGAUGAGCAAUGCAAAAUCCGGCACAUGGGCGAUGACUGGUGAAGACGUGAUACGAGACGGCAGCAUCAUUAUACCGCAAUACGUCCGCAAUCUCAAUAGAUUAGUGGAAGGUGACACGGUAGGUGUGAUGCGGAAAGACAUGGGUAUAUUACACUUUUACGUCAACGGGUUCGAUCAGGGACCCGCGGCUUUCAACAUACCCGAACAUGUCUUCGGAAUCGUUGAUCUAUACGGACGUGUUGCGCAGGCGACUAUAGUUGAUUGCUACAUGCCGCCACCGUUCUCACCAGAAUCGCCCCUGUCUACAGAAUCUAAUGCCACUAUUUACCCUGAAAUGUGUUUUCACCGCGUACACGGGCGUAACGCGCACCUCAGCCGCAACAGACUAACAGCGUACCGCGGCACCGUUUACUCGGAGUUCAACGAUGCGGUGUUGUUUAGUUCACGGCCGUUGCGCGAAUGCGACAUGUUCGAACUGAGAAUCGACAAAAUGGUCGACUGCUGGAUCGGCAGCUUAGAAAUAGGCGUGACCGCCAUAAGGCCAGACGAUUUGGAAAGCAACGGCGGUGUGGGUGCAGUUGCUGGUACAGCUACGGAUUUAAACUGGGACACUUAUAUACUGAGCGGCGCCGCCAUGAUGAAAGAUGGCGAAUGUGUACGCAGCGGAUAUCCGCUGGAUUUGGACACGCUUACCGUUGGCAGUAGAGUGGGUAUGAUGUGGCAUGCUGACCGUAGUCUACAUUAUUACUUAGACGGAAUGGACAUGGGAAAAGCGUGGUAUGUGCCCCAUUUGAAUAUAUAUGCCGUCGUCGAUCUGUAUGGGCAGUGCACACAGGUAACCAUUCUUCAGAACGAAGAGCGAGCGUUUAAUUAUAAUGGCUGCACCAACUCUGACAACUCUCUUCUAAGCAACUCUAGGGCACUGUCUUCCCCGCCGCCGCCGUACUGGAGUUUCUCAGAGUACUGCGGUGAUAACAUUUGCCUGAUGCACGAUUAUUCUUACGCGCGGCGGCAUACCCCGGACCCUAUGGCUGCCCUAGUUUUUAGUUCCGCCCACUUGGCCGUCGGGGAGGUUUUUGAGAUUAAAAUAGUGGAAUGCAAGUAUGGGUACGCGGGCAGUUUCCGUAUGGGAGUAACUGAUAUCAAUAUACUCAACGCGCACGUCAAUCGGAGCUUCCCGCCCUCAGUAUCGUAUCUGCCACACUACACUGCUUACAUUGACGGGAAAUAUAUAAAAUAUUCGAAGGCUGGUUCUCGGGAGCAGGAGGUGCAUACAUUCGUACCCUCUUUCGAAUGGUUACGGCCGGGCGAUAGAAUCGGCCUCAAGAAGACCACAGAUGGUCGAGUGCUAAUCUACUACAAUUCAGAGCAAGUGGACACGGUUUUCGAGAAGGUUCCCGAUAAAGUGUAUGUUAUAAUGGAAAUAUUCGGGCACGUCACCAAAAUCCAAGCGGUUUCAAGAAAUAAUCUCGGCAACGCAUUUCCCCAGUCCACAAUACCGAACGACGAAUGCACAAAAGUGAUCCAGCCAAUAAUGAAUCACGGUAACAGUGUCUGCAAUAGCGCUGCGCCUGUUCCCCCGAACAAUGGUCAGGAGAACUUUGAUUCUACCAUCGGUCAUUGCAUGGAGCCUGCUGAACUUCCGUUUAAUGAGGAUGGUGCUAAUCCUUCUAGCAGCACUACCGCUGGUCUAGUCACUACUGAAACCAGAAGAAAACGACACCCUUUACCGUAUACGUUUCACCACUUACACGGAAAGAAUAUUCGGCUUUGCAGCUCAGACACAGUCGCCAUACGCACGACGGGGUAUCAAGAUGCACUCGCGAUAGCUAGUCAGCCACUUCGAAGAGGACACAAUUUUAGGUUUCGCAUAGACAAAUUGGAGGGGGACUGGUCAGGCAGUCUGUCGAUUGGAGCCGUCGGUACAUUGCCGAUGGAGAAUCUUCCGCCUAGCGCACUACACUUAGAACCGCCAGUGUGGGUCGUUUCAAGCGAUCUGCUACACAAUAACGGCACUUUAACAGUGACAGAUCUGGCGUCAGCACUAGAAUUUCUGCACGAGCAAUCCGUGGUGACUAUACACUUUAGAUUUAACAACGAUCUAGUCGUAGACAUAGAUGGAACGGUAAUCGGAGCCAUAGGGUCUGUGCCCAGGCUGUACAGCCACGUCUUCCCUUUGAUAGACCUCUAUGGAAAAGUUUUACAGGUUUCAGUAUUACUCCAUCCGUACGUGGUCGCGAGUGGAGCGUCUUUCGAUCUGCCCAUUAUAGCAGAGAAUCUCCGAGAGGAAUCCCUCGCAGAAUUAGAGUCGGACGAUGUUGUAAAUGCAUACGAUGAUAACACCAAUGCUGAAAUGCGAGCCAAGCGAAAACCCAAAGCAUACAGCCAAGAUAAUCUAGUCGAAGAUCAGUUUGACCUCAUAAUCCAGCCGGGGCCCAGUUCGAACCCGGAUCCACCUUCGUUAUCUAGUCUUCUGAAUACAGAAGCCAACAGUUGUGACCUAUUGAUAAAAGUUCAAAAACGUUCCUCGCUUCAUCAGAGUCUGAUUCUCCCCGAGAACAUUUCGAAUUUUGAUAAUGGUGCAGUUAACGUGAUACAGAAGAGUCAUUCGACGCAUAAUUUCUGCCAAGUGGUAGAGAACAGCUCGGAAUAUGACGUUAAAGCACCCUUGCGUCACACGUACAGCGUUGGAUCGCACGUGGGCGAAGAUUCGGAUGAUUACGUCGCACACGAAAACAAUUGCGACACGAAUAUUCGUCAUAAUGACAGGUACCCUGAAGCAAACGACGUGGACAAUUUGGACAACGAAAUCAUGGACGCUUUGACGCUCGAGACUGGCAAUUUGCCUGACUUGACAGAGGAGCAGUCUUCUUCAAUAGAUGAAUCCACUAGGCGAGAUGAUAUAUGGUCGGAGCCUUUAUCCGCUGAGAACUUGAAUUAUCUGAACAGAAUAUUGUGCUUCGACCAGGAUGGUGCAGAGGGGCAGAGUUUGGAAUCCGAAUGGGAGGCUUCGGGUGAAGGCUGUGAGCAUUUGCACUUGGUGCUGAAAUAUUGGAAUUUCCUCGCGCUUCCAUACCCGGAGCUGCGGCAAGCGGUGUCUUGGGGCCAAGUAAGGUGCUAUUGCAGUAGUUGCCAGCCUGAUGCGCAACCUCCUCUGGCAGGCUGGGUGCGCAUCGAGCGUAUAGACGGCGUAGGCGCGGCGCGGCGUGCGUUCUGGCACGUGUUCCGAUCAACGCUGGGCUCGGCGCAGGCGGCGGGCGACGCGGACGCGGGAGCGGUGAGACGCCCGCGAGCGUUACUGCCCACACCUUGUUCCGCGCCGCAUCUAGCCGACAUCUGGUUUGACGAGGAAGGGAAACCGCAUCACACAGUGCUGGCUAUAGAAAUCGAUGUAGAGGGUUCGGAGGCAGAAAACGACCGUUUGCUAGCGUUUUUAAUUUAUCUAAAAUCCCAUGUGGUGUUCAUAGACGACAACCCGCCAAGUUUAGAAGAGUAAUUAAUGGUCCAACUGAUUUACGUAUGGGAGAACUCAUAACUACCACUAAUACUUGUAUUUAUAAACUAGUAAUUACUAGUUGCUAAGUAAUUACUUGUUGCUAAGUAACCAAGUCAUUACUUGAGCCUAGAAUUCUUCAACAGUCAUAUACGUUACUUAAGCAAAUGCUUAAGUGGGGGUUGAAUUAUUAACGUUAUUACGGAAGUUUUAUUUACAACUUCUAAAAUGAUGAAAUAAAAUGAAUGAAUGAAAGUAAAUUGUCGAUACUUUUCCAUGAUUUCAGAUUACAAUAAUAAAAACACAAAACAUAUGGUUACUUACCAAUGGAAAUGGCGACUAUUACUUCAUUAAGAAUUCAUAUUUUUGACAAUUCUUCUUUCAUCAAUUUCUUAUCUAUGUUAAUGAAAAAAUGUUGCUCAAGUAAUUACUUCAACAAAAGUAAUAGUUUUACUUGUUUAUAAAAAAGGCGGUAAGAGCGUACGCAUGUAAAUAGUUAAGAAUACCCUUGUGAUGUUAUGAAUCUGCAUAAUGUAGUUUAGUACCAAUUACUGGUCACUAUGAGGCUUAAAGUAUAACGAAAUGAGCUUAGCAGUGGGUAAUAUGUUAAUAUAAUUAUAUCUAUGUAACGUUGAACAAUUUUAAAUUUGAACAGCAAGUUAAAUUAAUAAUAAAACAAUGAAACAAAUUUAAUACUUGAAAGAAAAAUGCUCUUAAAUGUCGCUGUAAGCGUUAAAUGAGGUUUAUUAUGUGAAUGAACAAUGUUGACGUUUUCUUUUUAUUAUGCAGAUUUAUUAUAUGACUGUAUAAAAAACUAUGUAAGUCUUCUAGUAUCAUAAAAAGUGUUUACACUAUAAUCGACCCAAACAGUUUUUCUCUUCGCGUGUUGGAACACAAGCCGAAUAGUGAAGUUCGCAUUCUUAUUUUAAUGAACUGAUAAAAUGUAAUGGAAUUGCUGCCCCUACCAAGCUUUUAGCUGUACGUUAAGAGACACGAAUUCUUUGUUUUUUGGAAUAUACGAUAGUAGGUCAUACCAAUGUAUUAUCUAUUGUCAAAUUAUUGUUGGUCAGAUUAGAAUGUCAUAUUGAUGUGACCAAUAAGAAUUGUCUGAAAUGAUUCCCUAAAGUGCUUUUGAUAAAGUAUUUGAUUGUAUUCUGGUUUAAUUAAACUUAAUUAACGAUAUUUUAGUUACAAUAUCGUAAGUGCGUUUUUGGUUUAAGUUAUUCAAGUUUUUUUCACUUACACGGGGCCUUUGGGCCUUAGGUAAUCGGAAACAAUAAAGACCUCAUUGUGUCUUUAUUGUUCUAUUGACAAUAAUAGAAAAGUUUAUAUUGAUCCGACUGGGAAUCGAUCCUGGAACCUCGACCUUUCUUGCACGACUGCUAAAAUAUGAUCUAUCCAUAUAACUGUGCAUAUAAUUGUUAAAUACUAUGCAUUUUGUGCAGGAAAACGAAUAGCGUAAAGAUAUCUGUGAAUAUUUUGAUACAGUAUGGUAUCAGAGUGUGUUUAUGGAAUUAAACGACUUUUCCAAAGCCUACUUUGGAUUAUGUUCUAUUUUUCAGUUCUUUCCUGUUUGUUUCCGCUCACUAACUCGAACAGGCCCCGCUUGGGGUUGUUUUAACCCAUAUUAGUCAUAUGACUGUCCCACUCAAGUGAUUCUUAUUCGUUAUAUAGAUAUUAUUACACUCUGACCACCGAUAAUAAAGUUAUGUUUUGAAUAUUUUAAGAAGUCUAAAUUAAUACUAUAAUUAUUGUGUACAUAUUUGAAUAGAACCGUGAUCUUACUUGAUGACUGUUAUACUUAUAACGUUUAAAGGGGUGCCAGCAGGCAUCGUAGGUGACCUGAGAGGUGAACCCCACCUGAGUUUUUUCUUCUUUUUAUUUAACAACGUCACGAAUUUCACAUUUCGGACUGUUCCCGGAUAAGGAGUGAUUACACUUACCGAUGCAGAGACCGUUUGUUCUGAUUACAGCGUUUUAGUUAAUCCAAAAAAAAAAACCAGAAAUAUUGUGUUCGCCUUAUUUAAACAUUCGAAAGAAGUUAAACGACACCACUUCAUGGAAUAUUGACCUAAUUAGUCUUUACAUCAAAAUUACCACAGAAUUAUGUUGCCACCUGUUUUUGUAAACUAUUUGCGUAAAGUUAAGUAUUGGUGACACUGUAGCGACAUUUGCAUGUAAAUAGGAUGCUAUAGAGGGCAUUAGCACAGCUUUUGUCUCAUUGACUCGUGUAGUAAUAGGUCAAUAUUCUAUUAUUGAGAGUGCAACCAGCCGGCUAUUAAAUUUACAUUAUGUUAAUUUUCCGGACACAUUUAAUUUCGAUUGCAGUCAUACGAAAUUCGAUUCAUUUUCGAUGCUAACCAAAUAACACCAGAUAUGAAGAUUAAAUUCAAGUUUUGCAAUUAAAUAUGACUGAGAUGAUUUCAUGGUGUAGCGGCAAACUUCUGGGGCAAAACCACAGACAAAUAAAGUUGCGCAGUAGACGUUUUUGUAUGUAAAAUUGCGACUGUGCAGGCUUCCUUGUCUAUGGUUGUCGCUCAAGAAGUAAAGUAAGUGUAUAGCAAGCUACUCCGAAUCCGAAAGUGUAAACGUCCGAUUGGUUUAUUAAGAUAAUUAUCGGUAAAUGUGGUCACUACUCAAUAGGUUUUAAUCUACGUAAAAUAAGGGACACAACAAGGUUGUCUUAAUAAGUUAGAAUGCAAGUAAUCAUUAUGUAACGUCGAUAUUUAUGUAACAGUCUAAGCGGUAUUGAUUAUAUUAUCACCUCUCCACCACGCUUUAGUAGUUUUAAACAGUCUAUUAUUAAAAUUAUUUUUGUGAUCUCGAAUAUUAGCAAUGGAUAAGAUUUAUGUUGUACAUUUUCUUUUUUGUUUUUAUGGUGCAGUUUGUAAAUAUAGCUUGGCAAUGUAGCAAUAUUAAGUAUUAUUAUUUUAGUCAUACAAUCUUCACACUGUUCAGUUUUUCAUAAGAAAUAACUAAAGAAGAGUAUAAACUAAAGCGUUGCCUUGAAAAAUGUGAUUUAACAUGUUCACGUGCUAACGUGUAUGCGUGGCCGAUAAUUCGCCCUACAGACUACGCAAAAUCAUUGGCAAAAUUUUACGUCAACUUCAAUACAGAUAGUAAAUAUAUUCCAAAACCACAUAGUUACAUUACCUAUUCUGGAUAUGUAAAUAUAUAAUUUAAACGAUAUGUAAAGAUCAAACAUGGAAAAUAAUUCGGAGCGCAUUUGUAGUUGGGCAAUUUUGCGUAAUUGCAUAUAAUUGGGGCAAACAAUGAAUGGAUGAUCGGCCAUCCUUUCUGGUUUCUGUUUAAGUACAAUUAUUAAUUUAAAAGAGUUUUAUUAAAACUCUAUAAAGGAGAUUGCUCAAAUUGGCCCAAAUGUACAAAAAAUAUUGACAUAUACGGUAAUUCUUGGCUUAAUUUAAACUUUAUUUUACAGUCAUUAGAUUUUAACGGAUACCUUUGUAUAAUAUAUUGAUUUUAAAAAGGACUUUUAAUUUUACCGGUUUGGAAAACAUACGAAUCAUUUUUAAUGGCUAUGGGUGUCAGCCAAAGACUGAUCGAAGUUGUUUAUAUAACAUCAAAACAAAUCUAUUUUGUAAAGAUCGAUAUAAUAAAACUUUAUUUUUAUUACACUAUGGUAUUAAUAUCCACAAAUAUAUUAUCAUUUUCACUACAUGCAAAGACUAAGCUAAGACAAUUAUUAUAGAUGGUAGGUGACAUCAUAAAGUUGCCAUAUAUUUUUCGCCAAACACCUCCAUAAACACAUUAUAAGGUGUAAUACACUAAAAAUCUAAAAUAUAGUUAUAAAAUAAAUAUAACAAAAUAUAAUGAAGCUACUGAAGAUAUGGCUGUAUAACCUAAAUCUCUUUCUUUGGUUAACGAGAGUUUAAAAAUUCCCUCUAGUCUGUGGCUCAUUCACAAUCAUCACACAGUUUCUGCCACAUAGUACCUUAUUAUAACCGGAAAUGCAUAGAUAAUACCUGAUUUUAAAAGUUACUCUUGGGCAUUAACUUUAAAAACAGGCAACUAUAUGUUAAUCCACAUGCUCUAUAUACCUGAAUAUAAUACAUAAUUUCGGUACUUGGCUGGUUUUCCCUAGUUUACUAUAUAACCUAUUUGUUUUUUAUUAUUUUAAUACCGAUGUACCUAUUUGCAAACAUAACCUCAAAAUCAUUCAGUGUAUAUGGUUUAUAGAAGUUCUCAGGGGUGUCCGUCAAUAAUAUUCGUUUCUACAGCAAUUUAUAUAUAAUUUCGAAUCUAGGAAACAAUUUUUCAUGAUUAUUGGUCUUUAGGCCAAAUAUGUAUGGAAGCUGAGCAAUCUCC